AUGGCCGACCACCUGCACGAGCAGCUCACAAACCUCGCCUGGACCCUCAAGUCCCAGCUCUUCACCGCCGCCGACAUGCUCGACCGCCAAGCCGACCUCGCCGCCACGCUCAUCCGCGAGACGCUCUCCACAACCACCUGGCUCCCCGAGGCCGCGCGCCCCCCGCCGCCGCCGCCGCCCCCCACUGGCACGACUCGUCCCCCGAGCGGGUCUGGGGCGGUGGGCGAGGGACAACAACGGAAGCAGCGCCGGCGCGCGGGGAGACGGGCGCGCAAGGCGGCGGACGGCGGGAGGAAGGAGGUUGUGGUGCUGGCGGGGUCGCCGCAUGAUCCGGUGGCGAGGAGUCUGGCGCUGGACUUGGAGAGGAGGGGCUUCAUUGUGUUUGUAGCUGUUAGCACGGUGGAGGAUGAGCAGGUGGUGAUCAAUGAAGGCCGCGGCGAUCUCAGGCCGCUGAAUAUCGAUAUACUGGAUCCCGACUCCUCCCAAUCCGCCAUCGAAAAGCUCCAAACCUACCUCACCACACCCGUCCCCUCCUUCCCCGGCGCACACCCCCACCGCCUACACUUCGCGGGCCUGAUCCUCCUCCCGACCGCCUCCUACCCCACGGGCCCGCUCGAGACCCUCCCGCUCGAACACUGGUCCGACACGCUCAACCUCAAGCUCCUCUCCCCCAUCCUCACCGCCAAGCUCCUCCUCCGGCCCAUCCGCGAAACAGGCGCCCGCAUCAUCCUCUGCACCCCAAACAUCAUCCGCCCCCUCGCCCCGCCCUUCCACGCCCCCGAAUGCGCCGCCGUCGCCGCGCUGCACAGCAUCGCCGCCGCGCUGCGCCGCGAGCUCGCGCCCUCCGCCGUCGCCGUGUGUCUGAUGAAGCUCGGCACGUUCGACACCGCGGCGGCGACGCCGGGCGCGGGCGCGGGCAAGGGCGUGCAGCUGCUCAACGCGGCGCGCGCAGACAUACUCGGGUGGGCGCCGGGGGCGCGGGCGGCGUAUGCGAGGGGGUAUGCGGCGAUGCGGGCGGGGGGCACGGCGGUGAGGGGGAGCCCGCUGAGGGAGCUGCAUUUGGCGGUGGCGGAGGCGCUGACGUGUGCGGUGCCGAGGAAGGUGGUGUAUGUGGGCGAGGGCAGCGUGGUGUAUGAGGUGCUGGGCAGGUGGGCGCCGGAGUGGCUGGUGGGGUGGUGGUUGGGUGGUGGGGGCGGGGGCGGGGGCGGGAGGGAGGAGGGGGGCUGGUGGGGUGUGGGGAAUGGCAAUGGCAAUGGCAGUGGCAGUGGCAGCGCGGGGGGGAGUGCGAGUGCGAGUGAGGGGGAGUGGGAGAGGGUUUAG
Molecule: messenger RNA, 1320 nt
Organism: Morchella sextelata
Lineage: Eukaryota; Fungi; Ascomycota; Pezizomycetes; Pezizales; Morchellaceae
Exons: 4
Coding region: 1-1320 (439 amino acids)
Source: RefSeq, a predicted model, not a curated record